Messenger RNA from Rhodamnia argentea, 1029 nucleotides. RefSeq names its product ras-related protein RABH1e. Gene Ontology annotation, molecular function: GTPase activity; GTP binding. The record is from RefSeq and is a predicted model, not a curated record. The coding region runs from base 103 to 726 and encodes 207 amino acids. The transcript has 6 exons. Lineage: Eukaryota; Viridiplantae; Streptophyta; Magnoliopsida; Myrtales; Myrtaceae.
UCUCUCUCUCUCAAGUAAUUCUCUGCUCGUUAGAUUCAGAUCUGAAACACCGCUGCGAACCGACGCGAUUCCAAUUCAAUUUGUGAGGAGAAGGAGAAGGAGAUGGCGAACGUGUCCCCUCUUGCCAAGUACAAGCUCGUCUUCCUCGGGGAUCAAUCGGUCGGCAAGACGAGCAUCAUCACUCGCUUCAUGUACGACAAGUUCGACACCACUUACCAGGCCACCAUUGGAAUCGAUUUUUUGUCAAAGACCAUGUAUCUUGAGGAUCGGACAGUGCGAUUGCAGCUUUGGGAUACUGCUGGACAGGAGAGAUUCCGUAGUCUCAUCCCAAGUUACAUAAGAGAUUCAUCUGUUGCAGUUAUCGUGUAUGAUGUAGCCAAUAGGCAAUCCUUUCUGAACACUUCCAAGUGGAUUGAGGAAGUUCGGACUGAAAGAGGGAGCGAUGUAAUUAUCGUCCUUGUUGGGAACAAAACUGAUCUUGUUGAUAAGAGGCAAGUGUCGAUAGAGGACGGAGAUGCCAAAUCCCGUGAGUUUGGAGUUAUGUUCAUUGAAACCAGUGCAAAAGCAGGAUUUAAUAUUAAGCCACUCUUCCGAAAAAUCGCUGCAGCCUUGCCGGGGAUGGAGACACUUAACUCUACAAAGCAGGAAGACAUGGUUGAUGUAAAUCUGAAGCCCACCGUAAAUUCUUCCCAGAAUGAGAAUCAAGGAGGAGGUUGCCCUUGCUAAGUGCACUUCUGUUCUUACUAGAAGGCAGCUCACAGAUUUUCUUCGUUUUGUUUUUUUCCUUUUUCAUUCCAAUUUUUAUGUCAUUGUUUUCAUGUUCUCCCGACCUCUUUUCUUUUUUUUUUGGUCUAAAUUCUCCCUACCUUACUUGGUCCAUGAUGAAAGCGAUCUAGACAACAGGUGAGAUUCAAUAGGAAAUGGCAAAUCUUGCUUUGCUUAUGCUUGUACAAGUGAGCUUAGUCAGAUGAAGUGCAAUCUCAUUUUUGUUCUGUACGCGUUGAUUGCAACUGAAUCAUUAAAUUCCAA